UAUAGUUUGAAAAUUUCCUUUCAAAAUGUUCACAUUUGGCUACCAAAUAAUGUCUGAUGAGUUCUGAGUCCUCAUCAGUCAAGAGAGAACGAUAGAGAAGAAUCUCUCUCUCUCUCUCUCUGUGUUUUUCUUUCUCUCUCAAAAAUACAUAUAUGGUGUAGUAUAUAUUAAAUAGUACAGAUCACCGGCGAGCACAAACCAAGAGAUCAGCCAAAAUUCUUGCAUAUCUGGGAUCAUUAAGCAAGAUAUAUAGAUGACGCCCAAUUGGGAGCUCAAGAAAUGCUGCAACCAUGACCAAGAGGUGUUUCUUAUCACUGUCGCUGUCUGCACUAUUGUUAUUCUCGCGUUGUGGAGAACGAUAUUGCUGAAACCAUUCAAGCUUGUCACUGUAUUUCUUCAUGAGGCGAGUCAUGCUGUUGCAUGUAAACUUACAUGUGGCCAUGUAGAAGGGAUCAAGGUUAACGUAGAUGAAGGCGGAAGCACACAGACACGUGGUGGAAUAUACUGGUUAAUCUUGCCCGCUGGAUAUCUUGGUUCAUCCUUCUGGGGCAUGGUUUUGAUACUUGCAUCUACAAAUCUUCUUACUGCAAGAAUAGCUGCAGGAUGUUUUCUCGCUGCUCUACUUGUCGUACUUUUUGUGGCUAAAAACUGGACACUUCGAGGACUCUGUAUUGGGUUUAUUAUUUUCAUUGGUGUAAUUUGGGCUCUGCAAGAAACAACAAAAGUUCGUAUACUACGCUACAUCAUUUUGUUCAUUGGUGUGAUGAACAGCUUGUUUUCAGUUUAUGAUAUAUAUGAUGAUCUAAUAUCUCGUAGAGUUCACUCCAGUGAUGCCGAAAAAUUUGCAGAAGUGUGUCCUUGCCCCUGCAAUGGUGUUGGAUGGGGCAUUAUUUGGGGUUUUAUAUCUUUUCUGUUUCUUUGUGGAUCCAUGUACCUUGGUCUUGUGAUAUUGUCUUGAGGUCGACUGGUCGGCAUACUUGGGCCACUCAGCCCACCACAGUUGAACCCCAGGGGCUUCCCAUUGAGAACCUGAAAGUUCGAUGUAGGACAUGGGGAACUCUCUGACCUCUCGGGGUAGUUGAGGUCGUAGUGUAUCGUAUUUGAGAGGCGAUUUUCGCUUAAAUCCAAGGUGUUCAAGAACUUGCAAUAGAUGAUCCUGACAGGAAUUGGGCCUAAGGUGAUUGAAAGAGAGAUCCAGGGUUACUACAUAGGGUAAUCAGAGGUAGAUUUGAGGGAUGGGGUUGGUUUUGCUAUAACAGAAACCAUACCACAUUGCCAGACUGCCAGAUAGCAUCGCCUCAGUCAAUUUUGCCUGCACUUUGAUCAACCCUAACCACAUCAUAUUGAACUGUCUUGACCCUUCCAAGUCUCUUGGUGUAAACUACUGAAUCUUUCAUUGUUUGUGAUCUUCCCCUUAGAUCAUAGAAAGAUAACAUAUAUGAAAAUAUACUGAAAACAUGUGUACUCGAAUCCUUGUAUCAAUAGAAAUGGUGGCAUUUGGGCAUU
This is a messenger RNA of Corylus avellana, 1506 nucleotides long. RefSeq lists its product as uncharacterized. The record is from RefSeq and is a predicted model, not a curated record. NCBI's taxonomy places the organism in Eukaryota, Viridiplantae, Streptophyta, Magnoliopsida, Fagales, Betulaceae.